Molecule: messenger RNA, 3324 nt
Organism: Sus scrofa (pig)
Lineage: Eukaryota; Metazoa; Chordata; Mammalia; Artiodactyla; Suidae
Gene: NPHP1
Product: nephrocystin 1
Biological process (GO): protein localization involved in establishment of planar polarity
Cellular component (GO): cilium; cytoplasm
Molecular function (GO): protein binding
Source: RefSeq, a predicted model, not a curated record
CAAAAGUUGCUGGGCCAGGGAUUGAACCGAACUACAGCAGUGGUAACACCAGGUCCUUAGCCACUAGGCUGCCAGGGAACUCCUAAUGUUUACUUUUGAUGUAGGGUGUGGAGGUGGGCAGGGAUUAGAAGGUGGGGAGGACUACUAGGGUGAUGGUCAUGUUCUGUAUCCUAAUCUGUGAUGUUACACGGAGAUGGGGGGGUGUUCAGCAUGAAAGUUAAGCAAGGUGAGUUCCUGUCACUUUUCUCUAUACUGUGAAAAAAGUACGCAAAUAGCGUGGCAGUUGGGCCUGUGGAAUUGUGUGUUGUACUGAAAAAUACUUAAUAUCGGUGUGGUUCCUCUUGAAAAGUUAGUUCAGAUAGUUAUUUUUAUCCGGUGUAGUGGAAAAAAAUUGGAAAUUGGGUUUAUGGGACUGAGUCCCGCUCAGGAAAAUAUUACAAACCUCUCUGAGAGAUGUAAAAUUGAGCUCAUAAUUACGUGCUCACGGGAUUGCUGUAAAACAUAAAGAAUUACUACUCACAGAACUAAGGGUGAACAAGCAAAACUACAAUGAAGUGAUAACAAGAAAUAUCCCAAACGGCAAAGAAUUAAAAACUGCCGAUUUGAAGUGAGAGUAUACGCCAGAACCAUGUAUGCCAUGCUAUCCGUGCAGUUAAUUUAAGGCAUUAAAAUUCUUAAAUUGUAUCUUAAGAUUAGUUCCGCAAAACUGGUAUCAGAAAACAAAUACCUUACCACCGAGAACUCCAACAGGAAUGGCGUGACAUUAGAGUAUUGUGGGACUUGUAGUUUCGGACGCCGAAGGGCAUUCCCCCCAACUCCACCCCAGUCCUUCGGGAUUGGUGAGGAAUAGGUGACUAUCUGGGCUGUGAGCCCGAGUACAGAGCUCAGUCCCUGCGGGCUGGCGGGUUACCUUCACCAAGAUACGCUCUUCCCGCCUAGCCAGCGGGGCUGUAAGGAGGCGAGACCCUCACGCGGUAGUGACGUCACCUUCCGGCGCCACCUCCUUGGUUUCCCUGGCGACCGGCCUGAGCUCCGCGCCGACUCUAGGGAGAUGCUGGCAAGGCGGCAGCGCGAUCCCCUCCAGUCUCUGCAGCGCCGCAGUCAGGAACUGAAGAAGCAGGUUGAAGGUUUGCUUUCUGAGAGUCGACUGAAAGGAGCUCUAGAAGCCAGCAAAAGACAAGAUAUUUACCAAAGAUGUAUCCAGUUAAAACAGGCAAUAGAUGAAAAUAAAAAUGCUCUUCAAAAAUUAAACAAAGCGGAUGAACCUGCACCUGUUGGGAAUUAUAAUCAGAAGAAAGAAGAUGAACACAAUCUUUUGGAUAAGCUUACCCACCAACUGCAGGAACUUUCUGUGUCCAUAAGUAAAGAAAAUAUAACUGAAACUCAGGCACUUACUGAAAGAGAGGAAGAUGACAGUUCUGCUGAAGAAGAUGAAGAAGAAGAAGACGAAGACAAAGAAGAAAGUGAAGAAAGUGGUGGGGAGGAAGAAGAAACAGAAGAGGAAGAGGAAAAGAAACAGGAAAAUGAGCCUCACCAAGAGGCACCCAGUGGAAGAUACAUUGCUGUUGGAGAUUUCACUGCUCAGCAAGUCGGAGAUCUUACAUUUAAGAAAGGGGAAAUUCUCCUCAUAAUUGAAAAAAACCCUGAUGGUUGGUGGCUGGCCAAGAACGCCCAAGGAAACAAAGGUCUUACUCCCAGAACCUACUUAGAGCCCUAUAAUGAAGAAGGCGAAGAAUCUAGUGAAGAGGGCAGUGACGAAGACACAGAGGUGGGGAAUGAAACGGCAGAGGGAGCAGAAGUUAAACAGAGAGCUGAUUCUCACUGGAGUGCUGUCCGAAAAGCCAUCUCAGAGCAGAUAAACACUGUGGAUGUGUUGACCACAAUGGGCGCUAUUCCUGCCGGGUUCAGGCCCUCCACACUCUUUCAGCUUCUGGAGGAAGGCAAUCAGUUUCGAGCAAGUUACUUCUUACAGCCAGAGCUCUCUCCUUCACAACUGGCCUUCAAAGAUCUUCUGUGGGAUGCUAAAACAGGCGCUAUUAGGUCAAGACCAAGUCGUGUCUCAUUGAUUCUGACCCUCUGGAGUUGUAAAAUGAUUCCUCUUCCAGGAGCAAGCAUCCAGGUUUUGAGCAGACAUGUGCGCCUUUGUGUGUUUGACGGCAGCAAGGUUUUGAGCAACAUUCACACAGUCAGGGCCACGUGGCAACCUAAGAAGCCCAAAACAUGGACCUUUUCUCCCCAGGUUACUGGCAUUCUGCCGUGCUUGCUUGAUGGUGAUUGUUUCAUCAGGUCCAAUUCUUCAUCUCCAGAUCUCGGAAUAUUAUUUGAACUUGGAAUUUCUUAUAUUCGCAAUUCAACUGGUGAAAGAGGAGAAUUAAGUUGUGGCUGGGUGUUUCUUAAGCUUUUUGAUGCCAGUGGAAUUCCUGUUCCAGCAAAAACUUACGAACUCUUCUUGAAUGGAGGCACCCCAUACGAAAAAGGUGUUGAAGUGGACCCUUCAGUAUCCAGAAGAGCACAUGGUAGUGUUUUCCAUCAGAUGAUGACAAUGAGAAGGCAGCCUCAACUUCUAGUAAAACUGAGAUCUUUAAACAGAAGAUCAAGGAACAUGCUAAGUCUACUGCCAGAAACAUUAAUCGGAAGUAUGUGCUCCACUCACCUGUUGAUAUUUUAUCGCCAAAUUCUUGGAGAUGUGCUCCUGAAAGACAGGAUGAGCAUGGACAGUGCUGAUUUAAUUAGUAAUCCAGUACUGGCCACUUUCCCCAAGCUGUUAGAGCAGCCGGACAUUAUGGAUGCACUCAGGAGUUCCUGGGCUGAGAAGGAGAGUUCACUGAAGAGAUCAGAGAAGAGUGACAAGGAGCUCCUGAAGGCUGCAUUCCUCCUGGUUUACCACGACUGUGCACUCCCGCUUCUUCACUCCACGCUCCUGCCCCAGCUCCGGUGGGCAGAGGAGGAGAGUGAGGCUGCCCGCUGGAAGGUCAUCACCGACUUCCUUAAGCAGAACCAAGAAAACGACGGCGCCCUCCAAGCUCUGCUGUCACCAGAGGGAGUCCAUGAGCCUUUUGACAUUUCGGAGCAGACCUAUGACUUCUUGGGUGAAAUAAGAAAGAACACAGCCUGACAGUGGUGGCCCUUGACCCUCAGCGCCCGCCCUGAGUCUGACAGACCCUCCACAAAGACCCGAAUAAAUGACAGAACCGCAAGUAACUGUCACAUUAUAACUUAGGCUUUAUGCGUCUUUGUACAUGCCACAUUCUAUAAGAAAUAUUUAUCUGAUAAUUCGAAUUCGUGUUAAUACAAUAAAAUAAAAUUUUAGAAGGAAUACUGUCA